AUGGGGAUUAAUAAGGUGGGGAGAUGGGCGCGGCGGCCGUCGUGCGCGCUGUCGAUGAACGGGUGCGCGGCGGGGGCCGGGGACCGCGGCGCGGUGGCGGUGCGGGAGACGCGGGCGCUGCCGGCGGCGGGGGCGCCGCGGGACGCCGUGGGGCAGCUCAGGGCGGCCGUCGCGGCGCUGGAGGCCGACCCGCCGGCGUCCCCGUCGGGCGUCAUCCGCAUCGAGGUGCCGGUGCGGCAGCGAGGGGACGCCGUGGAGUGGCUGCACGCGCAGGGCUCGCUGCUGCCGCGCUGCUUCUUCUCCGCGCGCGCGCCCUUGCCCGAGCGGCCGGCACUUGCAAUCGGCGGCGGCGGCGGCGGCAACGGAAAUGGAGCCGGUGGCCUUCUGGAGCAAUGGCAGCGGCCGGUGAGCGUCGCCGGCGUCGGAUCCGCCGUCUUCUUCCGCGGGACGGAGCCUUUCUCCCUCAGCGACUGGCGCGCCAUCAAAAGAUUUCUUUCGAGAGACUGCCCACUGAUUCGCGCCUAUGGCGCUAUCCGCUUCGAUGCGACUAGUGACCACUCGGUUGAAUGGGAGGAAUUUGGAUCAUUCUACUUCAUUGUUCCUCAGGUUGAGUUCAAUGAGCUUGAAGAGAGCUCAGUUCUUGCAACAACGAUUGCAUGGGAUGAUUCACUUUCUUGGACAUGGCAAAAGGCUGUGAAGGAGCUCCAGUCAACUUUGCAGAAAAUUUCAUCCAGCUCAAUUAAGGUGAACAAUUCCACCCUGCAAACAACCAUUGCAAACCUUAAUCAUGUCCCUACAAAGGCAUCUUGGGAUCUUGCCGUUACUAAGGCUCUUCAGAUGAUCAAAGGGAAGCAAAGGGAAUUAGUAAAGGUUGUACUGGCAAGGUGUAGCAGAUAUAUUACUGACACUUGCAUUGACCCUGUUGAACUGUUGGCAUGUUUGAAGGUUGAGGGCCAAAAUGCUUAUCAGUUCUGCAUACAGCCACCUGAUGCUCCUGCAUUUGUUGGAAAUAGUCCAGAGCAAUUAUUUCACCGGAAAUACUUAAACAUUUCCAGUGAGGCUUUAGCUGGUACACGAGCAAGGGGGAAAACAACAACCGAGGACUUUCAAAUUGGUCAAGAAUUGCUGCUAAGUAGCAAAGAGGAUAAUGAAUUUACUAUAGUACGGGACAGCAUAAAAAAGAAGCUGGAGAUGAUAUGUGAUGAUGUGGUUGUCCACCCCAGCAAGGCCCUUCGGAAACUUCCAAGAGUACAACACUUGUCAGCUCAGUUAGCUGCGAGAAUAAGGAAUGAAGGUGACGAGUUUGACAUCCUAAAUACUCUUCACCCAAGCCCAGCUGUUUGUGGUCUGCCCACUGAAGAAGCGCGCCAGUUCAUUCAAGACUAUGAAAUUUUCGACCGUGGAAUGUAUGCUGGACCUGUUGGAUGGUUUGGAGGAGCAGAAAGUGAGUUUGCUGUUGGGAUUAGAUCAGCAUUACUUGGAAAAGGUCAUAGCACUUUAGUUUAUGCUGGCGCUGGAAUUGUUGAAGGUACAAAUCCGUCUUUUGAAUGGGAUGAGCUUGACCUAAAAGCAUCUCAGUUUGCAAAGUUACUGCAGUAUCAAGAACAACAUAUUUGCUUGCAAGAGGCUGAAAACAUGGGGAGAGUAAUUUGAAUUGUAACUAGAAGCUUUUGUUUUUAUGUGAAGAAGAUUGUUUUUUUCCUGCCAUGAACUUCAAAGGAUUGUGUAGCUUGUUCAAGUUCUUGUGUACCAAACCAUAUGUUUGAUCACUUGAACGCAUCCUAUAUAUGCAGCCGCAAAAGCAUAAAUUUGAGAAGACGACGACGACGAGGAUAAAACUAGCAAAGCCCGUACAAAGAUUCAAAGAAAGCAUUGAUCCAGAUCAGUAUAUCUACAAUAAUUGUAACAACUCUGUUUAGUGCAGUUGUGCAAGUGUAUAUUGAACUCCAUAGUUUUUUUUUUAGCGGCUUUGGAAUUGCUCAUACAUUCGAUUCUUGGAGUUACUUAAAUAUAACAAGCACACAUUUUUAUGAGCAUAUAUAUAUAUUU
Oryza brachyantha (malo sina) is the source of this 2049-nucleotide messenger RNA. RefSeq names its product isochorismate synthase 1, chloroplastic-like. Gene Ontology annotation, cellular component: plastid. Gene Ontology annotation, biological process: phylloquinone biosynthetic process. Gene Ontology annotation, molecular function: isochorismate synthase activity. The record is from RefSeq and is a predicted model, not a curated record. The transcript is spliced from 15 exons. Bases 1 to 1653 code for a protein of 550 amino acids. Lineage: Eukaryota; Viridiplantae; Streptophyta; Magnoliopsida; Poales; Poaceae.